Molecule: messenger RNA, 3658 nt
Organism: Mya arenaria
Lineage: Eukaryota; Metazoa; Mollusca; Bivalvia; Myida; Myidae
Exons: 4
Coding region: 1160-3358 (732 amino acids)
Source: RefSeq, a predicted model, not a curated record
UGCAUGCCGUUGAUCCACAUCUUAGAAGACUCGCGGUCUGAUUUUGUUCAUCUUGAUAAAUUGGAUUUGAAAAUUAAUUAAUCUUAUAGCGUGAUGGGGAAUAGAUUCUCCUUUUGUAUCUACUGAAAUGUAUACAUUAGACAAAAACACAUGAAAUCCAUAUCAAAGAGUUUAAUUUCAUAGAUCUACAUUCGUAAUUACUGAUUUUAUAGGUAUGAAUGAAAAUUAUAAUAACGUGCAUUUGGGUAUUAUAAAAUAACUUGCGGAAUAAAGGAGUUAUUUGAUCGCUCAUAAAUAAACUUACUUUGUUGAAGUUAAUGACCAUAGUCAAUAAUAAACGGAUGAUAAUUAAGAUUAAAUGAGUUUUUAAAAUUUUCAUCACAAUAGGAAAAUGCGUGGAAAUGUGUGCUUUACAAUUAUCACAUGAAAGAUGGUCAAAUAUUGCAGACACGGAUAACCCUUUGAACAAGUAUUGGCUUUCAAAUAAGCUUUUAAAUUGCAUUCAGUGAUUUUUCAUUGAAGUGUUUUGAUGUUGAAAUAACAAUGUUUAGAAUUUAAAUAUUGCAGGGACAUGAGAACGUAAAAAGUAAUCAGUUUCAGAAAUGAACUUCAUUGUCAAUGAACCUGCCGAAAUCGGAAUAUGGAGCACAGUCAAAGAAUGAAAAUGAACGAUGAACAUAAAAAAGCAUAUUUAUUUGUAUAGUGACAAUAGACACACUUUCAAUAUAUGUACACAUUGAUUCAAUCGUUUGAUGGAUAUUCAUUGAAGAAAGAGAACAGCCAAAAUGAAGAUAUUUAAAGUUUGGACUAUCAUAUAAAAAUAACUUCUGUCGUAAUCCAGUUUUGUUUUGAAACCAGUGUUUUAGAACAAAAUAUUACAGUUUUUUUCCGUCGCUUUCGGACACCAGCGCUAUUUGCUUCGCUGAAAAAGUAAAUGGACAUAAAAGGAAUAGAACUAAAUUAAAUCAUCAAUCAUAACAGUUUAAUCACAAACUUAACAGGACUUCGGACACUUCAACCUAUGUGAAGCAGGUGGCUCUUACUCGGAACAAAGAUGAUGUCCAAGAAAACUAUAUAAAUUCUGUAUUCAAGAAACACACACUAACUUUAAAUCUAAAGGAAACGGACGUAUUUUAAGAUCAGGUUCUCUGUUACGGAGAUGGUGGUUGCAGUGCGGGUAAGCCCGCCCAUGAAGGGCCGGGUCCCGAGCAGACUCAAUAUGCUGGAGCUUGUCUCAGUGGCCAACAACAGAUAUACAGUGUCUAAGCUCCGGAAACGCGCCCUGGCGCCUGGCUUCUGCUAUGUGUGCAGCAAGAUCGAUCCCGGGGGUGUUUUCCGGUCACCCAACGCACACCUGUUCCGGAAAGGGUUCAUGGCCGCGUGCGAGCACCAACCCAAGGCGCCUGACCCUACCUUUGUACAGGAGGAGAGAAUGCUGGCGGUAGCGAUUGACGGUCAUCGGGAAGGCUUACUAACAGAGAGGACGGCCACACACCACGCGAAGCUGCCGUCCAUUAGCGUCACAAUCCGCCACGGCUCCCAUUCAACCAGUCACCUGUCGCCCUUGAAGCGCGAGCGCACCUUCGACUCUACCGUCAGCCGCAAGCAGUUGAUAGCGUCCACCGACAGUGAGCUCCUCCGGAAAUCCAGUGACUCCCGACUCCCGUCUUUGAAAACUGCAACGCCCGGUGCUUCUCCGACAAAGUCAUCAAAAAUGUUUGCCCCUACGCCCCUGUCAAGCCUAUCCAAACCAUCAGCGUCUCUUCGACAAUCUCAAACUCUGCCAGAUAAUUCUGAAGCGGCCACGGAACUCAUUGGUGCUGAGCGGGUAACGGUUAUUCCCACCGGAAAUGAAGACAGGGGCAGUGGUAUAACGGGCCUCUCGUCAUUUUCCAAGGGUACAACGCCAACUGUGACAACAACCGACCUGGAUGUUGACGAAAAAUUGACCGAAACUGACCUUUUAUCGGUCGAAAAACUAACCCUUAGGAACAGCCUGAGGGCCAGCGACGGUAAACAAACAUUUGUUUUGAAGUCAGCCCCUCAGAGUCAAUACAGCACCGAGUUGCACCAGAUUCCUCUUGUCCCGUUUAUAAACCGGACGGACGGCCUUGACGACCCGCUCCUGACACAGCCACUGGUCCGCGAAGCAGCCAUGUUAGACUACACUCGGGGGGUCCCUGGGAGCCGCCCACGGGCCGGGCGGCAGAGGGAACGCCUGAAGCUCAGGCACCACAAUGACUCCUCGACCGGAAGUGCCCAGACAGACCGACCAGGCUCAGGUCAUCUCCGCUACCAUCACCGCGCUGAGGAGGAUUCAGUGCCGGAUCCCGGCUUUGAAAUUCCGCCGACGCCGUCGGACAUGAGUCUCUCCCUUUCAUUAUCAAACGAGUCUCAGGGAGAGGCCGCCUCUCGACAGACUGAGGGUCGCAGCAGGAAACAGUCUAAAACCGGAAGAAGCGUUAUAACGAACAGCGAUGAUACGACCAUUAAAUUUUCCGACGGCGAUGCGUCCGAAGCGCGGUCUCGAAUUUCUAAUCUGCCGUCGGGGAAAACAACAAGCUUUUGCCGAUGUGUAAGCAACCUAAGAGAAGUCAGCUUCACAAGAAAUGUUUGCAAAACGUGCGGAAAGCCAUAUUACAUCAGCGACAGCGGUUCCGCGGCCACCAAGACGCAGUACGAUUACGACACAAGUCGUAGGUCCGUGUCUCUCCGUAACAAGAUGCUUCAACAAGGCGGAGGGAAGGUCACGAGAAAGAGUAAGAACUUUUCUGACGAAGAUUACAUGGACUUUGACUUGAAUGAAGACCAAUACCUCUCUAGUGACGAUGACGAAUUCCCAGGCCACUUUGACGACUCCCCAACGUCCUGGUACCGAUAUAAACACGCCCAGCCUUACCCCUUGGUGGAUCCGGACACCCAUAAGAUUGUCUACCUGAAAGCGCUCCACGCUGCCCAGAUCAAAGCGCUGCAACGCAGCGAAGAAGAGCUUGAUGAAAAGUUACGUCGCCCGAACGUUUUCUCAUACAUUCCAUUACUGAAACGUAUGUCAGUGGACGGCGUGACGCCGAGGGCAAUUGGGAUACGCCCAGACAAGCCGGUUAAAAUAAAGAACGGGCAAUUUAUGAAACACAUUUUUGGCGAUAUCAAACCGGAAGACUUCUAUACCGGAAACGUUGUUCCAGGUCGCCUGGUAUUUGAUGAGACGCCACGGACGACGGAAACGGAUGCGGAGGCAACGACAACGACCCGUAGCUCAGGGAAAGACACACAGCCGAUUAUGAACGACCCCGAACGAUCGUCCGUCAGUCUUAAAAUGAGCCGGAAGGGCGUGAACUUUGACAAUAAAAAUGAUUAAGAGUGAAACAGUCAACGAGUUUAAGCCAAAUUUAUUUGAUAGAAAUAUGAAAUAUCCAAGACCCACUCAUUUUUGCCAUGAUGUUUAGGUUAGAACAUAUGUGAAGUACUAGAUAAUAGAUUUCAGAAGUGAUAAUUGUUCGGCCUUAUUGAAGUAAUACAGCUGCUUAUUGUUUGGAAUAGAAGAUAUGUUUCUAAAUGUUGAUCGUAUUGCGUUUUCGCCCGAAGUUUGAUGGAAUCGCAGUUUAAUCAGCAUCUGUAUAAUAUAAUAACAAUUUACUAUAAACCCAUUUACUAUUUA